Botrytis sinoallii is the source of this 381-nucleotide messenger RNA. RefSeq lists its product as uncharacterized. The transcript is spliced from 3 exons. The record is from RefSeq and is a predicted model, not a curated record. Lineage: Eukaryota; Fungi; Ascomycota; Leotiomycetes; Helotiales; Sclerotiniaceae. The coding region runs from base 1 to 381 and encodes 126 amino acids.
AUGAAUUCCAGCAACUCUCAAAACAACAGAGGCAAAGGCAAAGCCACUGGACACAGGGACACACUGGAAAGUUUUGUUGAUAAGUACGGGAGUGAUAGGUCUAGCGGCGAAAGAAGUGGAAAGUCUAAGGAGCAAGCAGCCCCGAGCAAAGCCUCCUCUGGAGAGAGGUAUUUCCGGCCUAGCAGCUCUUUACUUGAGAGUCCUCCAAGAAGUGGUGGUAGAGACAGCUCCGAUUCUGAUAACACCAAGACAAAGAAGAGAGAUGCCACUCUCCGAAAGCUCGAAGGGAAAUCUUCAAACAGUGGUAGAGACAGCUCCGAUUCUGAUAACACCAAGACAAAGAAGAGAGAUGCCACUCUCCGAAAGCUCGAAGGGAAUUAA